AUGCCGAGCUCCAUGUCUCACCAACUCGGCUUCGCUCUUCGAUCCGUCGCGAGAUCCGCCGUUGCCGGGUCCUCCAAGCAGAGCCUCGCCUCGUUCGCACCGCGCGCUCCUGCUUUCCUCCCGGCUUCGCGAGCCAUGAACUUCUCGACGGCUCGAACCGCUCUCAACUCGGCUAACCAGAAGAAGGAAGAGGACAUCAAGGCAUCUGGCGAGGCCAUGGGCGCCACCGACAAGGAGGCCGGCGCUGGUACCGAGGCGUUGCAAGCGCAGAUCAAGGAGAAGGACGCCAAGAUCAAGGAGUUGCAAGAAGCUAUUCUCUACGGCAAGGCCGACUACCAGAACCUACAGCGCCGAUCCAAGGACGAGAAGGCGCAAGCGGGCGAUUUCGCCAUCACCAAGCUCGCCAAGGACUUGACCAGCUCGAUCGACAUCCUCGGUUUGGCGCUUAAGUCGGUGCCCGAGGAGCUGCGCACCGCUCCCAAGGACCUCGACCUCAAAGAUCCUCGUCGUGUCAUUGCUGACCUGUUCUCGGGAGUCGACCUCACCUCCAAGUCGUUGCUCGACAUGCUCCGAACACACGGCAUCGUUCAAUUUGACCCAACGGGUGAAAAGUUCGACCCCAAGGAGCACGAGGCGCUCUACCAGGCUCCCGUGCCCGGCAAGGAGCCAGGUACCGUUCUCGAGUGUAGCAAAGUUGGCUACAAGAUCAAGGACCGCCUUCUCCGCGCCGCUGAAGUGGGUGUCGUCCAGUCGACCAACUAA
Molecule: messenger RNA, 762 nt
Organism: Sporisorium graminicola
Lineage: Eukaryota; Fungi; Basidiomycota; Ustilaginomycetes; Ustilaginales; Ustilaginaceae
Exons: 1
Coding region: 1-762 (253 amino acids)
Biological process (GO): protein folding; protein import into mitochondrial matrix
Cellular component (GO): PAM complex, Tim23 associated import motor
Molecular function (GO): protein homodimerization activity; adenyl-nucleotide exchange factor activity; protein-folding chaperone binding
Source: RefSeq, a predicted model, not a curated record